AUUACAAUUUUUGUAUUCAAUUUUCGAGUUGGAAUGUUAGUUGAAUCGAAGGAUAUCAUUCCAACAUAUGAUCACAACAGUUUUAUUGCGAGUCGGUAAGGACGAUUUAAUAUUUUAGUUCAAAAGUGUAAUGCAAGGUGGCUAUGAUGGCGACAGUUGUUGGUGGGUUGAAUGGCUUCCUAUUGUUUGUUGAUACCGGCGUUUUUCCAACUUCUCAACGUGGAGCCAAUUAUUUAAAUUCUUCUAAUAUUGUUUUUAAUGUUGUACUCAGUAUGACAAGUACUCUGAAACUUGGAAUUGGGUUUAUAGUAUUUUCCAUUGGAUCUGAAGUGGCCUGGCAAUUAUGGAAAAAAUACUUUCGUAAAAAUGGAACCAGUAACAAUGGAAAAAUUAAUGAGGCCCUGAUUUUCAAUUUCGAAAGUGCCUAUUGUCGUGAGCACGCUAUGAGACAAGCAGUAUGUGACAUACCACAUUGCCCCGGGAGAAACAUUAAAAAAUUGGUAAAUUUUUUUGACUCCGUCAAAGAAACAUUGGACGUUUGCAUUUACAUUCUCACGUACAAAGACAUCUCAGACGCAAUUAUCCGAGCGCAUAGAAGGGGCAUCAACAUCAGGCUGAUUGUAGACUCAGGAAUGUCAGAGACUAGUAGUUGCUCCACUCAAUUGAGCCGUAUGAGACGAGCAGGAAUAAAAAUUCGUAUGCAUCGUUCCACAGUCAGUCUUAUGCACCACAAAUUCGCUAUAAGGGAUGAAAAAUUAAUGAUCCUUGGCAGCUCUAAUUGGACUAUGCAAGCGUUUUUCGGCAACUAUGACGCCAGUUUGAUAACGAAUGAACCGGAGUUAGUUCGUGUAUUUUCAACUGAAUUCAACAGAAUGUGGAGUACGAUGGACGUGACAGAUCUACCAUCCCCAACCUGACUUGAAUUUAUUCAAAAAUAGUACUCAAUUUUUAUACAAAAUCCAGUUAUUUAUGUUUCCUUCAUUAUUAAUUAUUAAUUAAUAAUAGAUAAUUCCUUUUUUUAUAUUUUAAUUUUUAAUGCAAUAAAUUUAUUGACACACAGAACAAUAUAUAUGAAAGUAAACGAAUUUGUAUUGAUUGAAGAAAAUAUUAUGUUAGUACCCCUGGAGGAAA
Messenger RNA from Diachasmimorpha longicaudata, 1131 nucleotides. RefSeq names its product zucchini (gene zuc). NCBI's taxonomy places the organism in Eukaryota, Metazoa, Arthropoda, Insecta, Hymenoptera, Braconidae. The record is from RefSeq and is a predicted model, not a curated record. Gene Ontology annotation, molecular function: RNA endonuclease activity producing 5'-phosphomonoesters, hydrolytic mechanism. Gene Ontology annotation, cellular component: mitochondrion. Gene Ontology annotation, biological process: piRNA processing. Bases 144 to 917 code for a protein of 257 amino acids. The transcript is spliced from 3 exons.